Molecule: messenger RNA, 990 nt
Organism: Penicillium manginii
Lineage: Eukaryota; Fungi; Ascomycota; Eurotiomycetes; Eurotiales; Aspergillaceae
Product: DUF3431 domain-containing protein
Exons: 4
Source: RefSeq, a predicted model, not a curated record
AUGCCAGGUCGGUCAGACUGGAUGUCGAAGGCAGUGAAGAUCCAGGCUGAGCGUCUCCAAAGAGAAAGCCCAAGCCUUGGUGACGUGUCGGACUCCGACAGAGUCAAUAUUCCUCUAGUCAAGCUCACCGAAACAUUUUCCUCGAAUGAGGAAAACAGCCAGACUGUGGAUGAGAAGGACACGACACCACUGGACCAAAUCGGUCAUGGUUUAUUUCAAGAGCAGGUCGCACCUCACGACAAUGCCGAGGACGUGACGAUUGUAGCUGCUCAGGCUGGCUCAGAAGACACUAACUGGAUCUACGACUUCUGUGAAGACUAUCACUGCACUGCUUAUCUAUACUCCUUGGAUGAAAGUCAUGGCGACGAUUUCCUCACACCCAAAUCCAGAAAAGGCCAUGAGGCAAGUGCCUACCUCACCUACAUCAUCGAUAAUUACUACCUCCUUGCACCUUACACAAUUUUCAUACAUGGUCGAGAGGAUCAAUGGCACAACGACGUUGCAGGCCCGCAUACUCGCAAUGUUAUUGCAAAUCUUCGUUAUGAGGCCGUGGCUAUCAACGGAUAUGUGAACUUGCGAUGCACAAACCGACCGGGAUGUCCGAGCACAAUGCGCCAGGCUUUCCCAGUGGGUAUUGAUUUUGAUUAUCAAUACAUGAUUGAUCAACUUCCUCAGAUCCUCUGGGAUCUGCUCAGAAUCCCUUCAAGUGAAGUCCCUGAGGACAUUGGCCAUCAAUGCUGUGCACAGUUUGCUGUCAGUCGCGCACGUAUUCAGGAUCGGCCUUUGGAGGAUUACAUCCGCAUCUUGAACUGGAUUGAAACUACCGAUAUCACGGACAAUUACGGACUUGGCUGGUUAAUUGAAAAGCUCUGGCAUAUGGUUUUUGGUAUGCCUGCUGUGUAUUGUGCUUCAGAGGCCCAGUGCCGCUGCGAUUUGUAUGGAUGGUGUGGUCCAAAUCCAUUGACUGGUAAUAAUAUCCUCACUCCUAUA